AUGCACACAACUGUCGUCGUGGUUGCCUUUGUAUAUGCCAUACAAAGAAACGAGCCACUACUCCUGCGCUAUUGGAAAUGGCCAUUGGAAAAAUGUUUGUGGGAUAUGCUGGCCUACCGCUCCUGAGUCCAAAGUGUAAUUUGGCAGAUUGCGAAAAUUCACAAGCUCCAAAUGUUAGCAUGGAGUACUGGUUUCCUCUUGGCUUCUUUCGGUCUCAGAUUGUCCGCCUUCAGGUCGCUCACUGCCAGAAUGUUGGCCCACAAGUAGCACUGAGCACUCUACGCCAAGUUCCGGACUCAGCCCCGUGCGUUGACUAUGCGCUCGAUGGUAACAUCGCAGGGUUGAAAGAGUUAUUCCUUCGCGAUUUAGCUUCACCCCGAGAUAUUAGUCGGACGCGAGGAUACUCUCUGCUGAGGUGGGCUGUCUAUGGAAAGCAGUGGGAAACUUGCAAGUUUCUUUUACACGCAGGUGCAGAUCCGGACUAUCGGCCCAUCAGUAGUCACGACAACAGUCCAAGAACUAAAGUUUUGGAUUUCAUUCUUCAAGGGUUUCUGUCCAAGGAAAACGAGCAGACUCUCAGCUGCUUGACAAGCGGUAAUGAUUGGAUUGAGGACCAAAAUUUUACACUCACACACAAAGUAGUCACUGGUAUCUCUCUGGCAAACCUUGAAGAAACCAUUCUUCUGCAUCCUGAAGAGAUUGACGCAAUCGACGCACUGGGGCGCACACCUCUAACGUGGGCUGCCGCUAGAGGCAAUGAGCAUGCAGUAGGAACCCUCCUUUCUCAAGGCGCUGAUCCGAAUACAUUAGAUAUUCAGUGGACUGGUCCUGUUUCUUAUGCCGCAGAGAGAGGCCAUGUCUUAUGCGUCAGGCUCCUACUUGAAGCUGGAGCAGAUCCUGACCCGGUCAUUACUGGAGGUCUUAAAAUUGGCAGUCCCCUCAACUGUGCAGCACGGAAUUGUCCUGAUACUCUUGUUCUCAAGACUCUGCUUGACUUUGGUGCAGACACCGAAGGAAGCGGAGUCGAUGGACGAACACCUCUCAUUCAAGUCGCGCGGACCGACAACGUCAACACUGCCAUGCUACUCCUCGAGCACGGUGCUGAUAUCAAUGCUAUUUCAGUAGCAGGGGCGACUCCGCUGACAACGGCAAUCACUUACAACAGCUACAACGUUCUCCGUUUGCUUCUGGGCCGAUGGUCCGACUACAGUACUAGCCCAAGCCUGCAGGGUCCUCACCUUUUAGCUACCACAGCCCAAUUUGCCGACCUCGAAACCAUCAAAAUCCUCACGGGUACUGACUACUUCAAGCUGAAGUACGAUAGAGAACACCUGCUACUGGACUGCGCAGAUAAACUACGUGACAGGUUCGACGUCAGCCACGAGCUUGUUACUGCCUUCCAUGACCUGAUAUCCGUGAUCAGCGAUGAUCCCGAAAUGGCUCAGCGUACCGAGAAUUUGCUGGAAGCAGGCUUUCUCCUUCCUUAUCGAGAUUCUUCACGAGCUAAGAGUGACUCUCUCACAAAUAGUGAAGAAGGAUUGGAUGGGGUGUUUGAAGAUGCUUUGGAGCAUCCUAAACAUGGUUUCAUGGAGGGUACGAAUAUGGAGUAA
Molecule: messenger RNA, 1610 nt
Organism: Cadophora gregata
Lineage: Eukaryota; Fungi; Ascomycota; Leotiomycetes; Helotiales; Ploettnerulaceae
Exons: 3
Coding region: 78-1610 (510 amino acids)
Molecular function (GO): protein binding
Source: RefSeq, a predicted model, not a curated record